AUGGAUUUUAGACGACCAACUAGAUACAAUUAUAGAAGAAGAAGAAAUCUUUCUUUAUAUAGAUAUAGACAAUCAAAAGCUUUCUUAUCAAGUAUCAAGAAGGACAUUCUUAAAUGUAACUUCCCUACUAAGGUAAAAUUAAUUAAAUUGAAUGAAAAGAAGACGAUGUAUUUGACAGAUGAACAUCCAAAUUAUGCAAUUAGUGCUGCUACUGGAAGUUCACUCCCUCUAUUUCCAACUAAAUCAAGUAAUAUUCUAUCAUUUAUGCAUAAAGGAAAUGCUCUUGAUGGUGGUAGUAAUCAAGUGUAUUUUAGAUUUGGAGAUUGGGAUACUAUAAGGAUUCUAAGAGUUAUUAUUAAGGUUCAACCAAUUACAAAUAUGUUUGCAGGAAAUCAGAAUAUCAUCCAAACAGUAAAUUGUUUCUAUUCGAUGAAUAAUGCAGUUGAAACACCAAAUGCUUUAUAUCAAAUUCAACCAAGUUAUGAUAAUUCACUUCUAAACUAUAAACAGAAAUUUACCUUUAAUAAUAAUGAAUCAUUUACAUUAGUAAUAGAGAAACCACAAACUAUGAGUACUGACUCUCCAGUAGUUCAUUCAUAUAAAACUACAUGGUCAUUAAGUGAUCAAACAACAUUUGCAUUGAAUGACGGUAAUUGGCAAACUCAAAGAGAAGAUAAUCAAGAUGAUUCAGAAAAUGAAGGAGAAUGUGAAUAUCUUCAUGAUAAAUUAGGUAUUAUUAAUAGUCCAUUAUAUGAUGCAGGUGUAGCACCAGCUAUUCAUUGUGGUAGACUUUAUUUUAAACCAAGUGGGGAUUGUGCAUUUAAUAUCACAAUUAACUACAAGGUAGCAUUAAAAGGUUAA
This is a messenger RNA of Entamoeba dispar SAW760, 861 nucleotides long. RefSeq lists its product as uncharacterized. The transcript has a single exon. The record is from RefSeq and is a predicted model, not a curated record. Bases 1 to 861 code for a protein of 286 amino acids. Lineage: Eukaryota; Evosea; Mastigamoebida; Endamoebidae.